This is a messenger RNA of Cladophialophora immunda, 2535 nucleotides long. RefSeq lists its product as uncharacterized. Gene Ontology annotation, biological process: protein phosphorylation; regulation of DNA-templated transcription. Gene Ontology annotation, cellular component: chromatin; nucleus. Gene Ontology annotation, molecular function: protein binding; protein kinase activity; ATP binding. The record is from RefSeq and is a predicted model, not a curated record. The coding region runs from base 1 to 2535 and encodes 844 amino acids. The transcript has 2 exons. NCBI's taxonomy places the organism in Eukaryota, Fungi, Ascomycota, Eurotiomycetes, Chaetothyriales, Herpotrichiellaceae.
AUGUCGCACAACCGCUCGGGGCCGCUUCUCCCAGAAACAUGGGAGACUCUGAAGCCCGACAUCCAGAAUUGGUAUAUAACGGAAAACGAGACUUGUGAAUAUAUUGUGAAACAACUCUCUAGCCGCAACGUCAAUGUGACUGUGAAACAGAUUAAAUCUAGGCUCCAGGAAUGGUGCUUUACGUGCAAAAAGACUUCGCACCAACAUUACAUAGCCAUGUCAGUGGUGGCAGACUCUUGUGAGGCAGGAAACAUGGUUGAGUUCGAGGUGCCGAAAAGGCAACAGCGAGUCACCUACAGCACCUCCAAAAUCAAGAAAGAAUGCGACAGAGUCAAGAAAAGUUACGAGUCGAAGGGGCGGUCUUUGACAAUACCGUCUCUUCGCGAGGCUGAAACCAUUCUCAGAGAGGCUAAAAUCUCCUGGAAACCCAAUGAUCCCAAGCGGCAGAUUCAGCCAUCUGGACAUCGACAUUAUUCGCCAUUAAUCGUCAGCAUGUCAACCAGAAAGCCAAACAAGCCGCACGAGAUUGUUCGCCUCAAUCAUCUUGAUGACUGCACGGCCGAAGCACUCAUUUCGUUCAAAUCCAUCAAAACCUGCACCUACCUGCACGGUUUAGGGGCCAGCCGCCAGCCGAACUACACGUGCUCCUGCAAAGACCAGCCGUGCGACGAACACACUUGUGUGAAUCGUGCUUCUUGUAUUGAAUGUACCGCCGACUGUCCCUCGAGAGAACGGUGUGAAAAUCGAAGAUUUUCGAAGCGUCAGUAUGCCGAUUUGUCAGUCAUCUAUCAGGGAGACAAGGGUUACGGCCUCAGAACAGAUGCGAGCUUACGAAGCCAGCAAUUCAUCAUCGAAUACGUAGGAGAAGUCAUAUCGGAAGAAGUGUAUCUCCGGCGCAGGGAACAGUACCGUGAGGAGGGAAACGAACACGACUAUUUUAUGUUCUUGCAGAAAGGCGAAUACAUCGAUGCGCAAAAGAGAGGAAACUUGUCGCGCUUCUGCAAUCAUUCCUGCUCUCCCAAUUGCUACGUCGAGUUGUGGCACGUGGAGGGUAAAGUCCGGGCGGGAAUCUUUGCGGCGCGAGACAUCGAAGCGGGUGAAGAGCUGGUGUUCGACUACAAAACAGAUACCCGGGGUGCAGAGCCGCAAAGGUGUGCUUGUCGGGCCCAAAAUUGUACAGGUCUGAUCGGGCGGGCAAAAAAGCCUAAGCGUAUCAUCCGCUUGCGCAUCGGCAGGGACGGAGCUGAGAAUCCUUCGGUGAGAGGAGACCAGGGUGACACGAUCGGCGUGGUUCAUGAUCGCCCACAGUCUCCUGGUCCACGGCUUCAUGCAGAGCAGACUGACAUCGUCGCAAGUCGGCAGCCGCGAGAAGCUUCCAUCGACCCUGAAGAUUCGAACAGUGACACGGCGACCCUUAACGACAAUCUCACUUUGCCACCCUUGCCCUCACUGCCGUCCAGGCCCGAUCUACUGACAGUGGACCUGAUUAAGGGCCUCCUCGCUUCUCUCGAAAAAGCCGAAAACCGAGUAAUUACGCAGUCCAAACAAUUGGCAGCUCGGCGUAAUGAAAUGGAUACCAGACUACGACAACACCGUCGGCGUCAAGACGAAGAGUGGGAAGCAACUCUGCGAAAACGGAAGGUCCAGGAUGAUCAGACCCAGACUCAUCGCCAGGGACUAGAUGCAGCUCUCAAACAAUUCGAGCAGGAACUUGAUUUCAAAGAAGGGGCUCUGCUCCCCAAGCUUACUCCGCUGAGAUGGACCCUCAAAGUAGGAGUCCAAUGUGGCCGCCGACAUCAAGGGACCAGUUUGAGGCGGCGCCAAAGCGAAUGUCCUGUCCAUCUCUUGGCCACUCGAACGCCCAGAGCUCACCUCUUCGGCACCAGAUUGGCCUCAACGCGUACAAUCGGGCACGGCAACAAGAACAAGGGCAACGAUCCCGCCUCGCGAAUUCCGCACCGCAUUUGGCGAAGACCGACAGUGUUUUGGCACUCAUCCGUUCAGGGUCUCACUAGUUCCCGAGAACGAGCUACAUUUGAACAAUCAUCUUUGCCGUUUUGCUUACAAGGUUCGCUAUCGCGGUGGAGCCUACGUCAGAAAGGACAUUUUGGAUCGGGACAUAGGGAGGAGCCUCUACGUACGCUUCGAGGCAGGGUCAAUUUGGCAAGUAUUGUGGUGAACAAUGCUGGCCUGGUAGUGAAGGGAGCUCUACUGGACUACGCUGAGCAGGAUACGGUGGCUGAUCUUCUCAAUGGCACCUCUCCUGUCACUUGGCAUCGUCGAGCCAAGUGGGCCAGGGACAUCAUUCGUGGCGUCUGGCAUGUUCAUGCGGAAGGAUACGUGCACGGCGACCUAUCCCUUGACAGUAUUCUCAUCGACAUACAUGACUGUGCCCAAAUUGCGGACUUCAACCGUGGGUGUCGUUCAGGAUGGGAGCCCCCUGAGAUGGCUGGUCGCCCUACCAGCUUAGACUUGGGAGUCAAGUCAGACUUUGUUCCAGCUGGGAAUGGUGCUAUGAGCAUUGGCAGCGAAUGA